AUGUCAAACGCCGGGUAUAAGGCUAUGGGAUUCCUCUUUAUUGGAGGGUUAAGUUGGUAUACUGGACUUAAGUUCUGGCAACCUAUAGUCAUUGAACAACUUAAAAAGGACCACAGUUUGAGAGACGAUGUUUACAUUAAUGAAGACUUUGAUGAUCAACCAAAAUCAUGGCAAGACUUGAAAGAUAAAGUUGCACAAGCACUUGAAAGGCCAGAGCCUCCACAAGAAAGACAGUUGAACAGCAGGGUAGCCUUAUCAACUUCUUCAUCCCAGGAUGAAAGUAGUCUGUCCAAGUAG
This is a messenger RNA of Lizanozyma spartinae, 297 nucleotides long. RefSeq lists its product as uncharacterized. The record is from RefSeq and is a predicted model, not a curated record. The coding region runs from base 1 to 297 and encodes 98 amino acids. The transcript is spliced from 2 exons. NCBI's taxonomy places the organism in Eukaryota, Fungi, Ascomycota, Pichiomycetes, Serinales, Debaryomycetaceae.